Macrosteles quadrilineatus (aster leafhopper) is the source of this 5566-nucleotide messenger RNA. Its product is annotated as islet cell autoantigen 1-like protein. Gene Ontology annotation, biological process: regulation of transport. Gene Ontology annotation, molecular function: protein domain specific binding. The transcript has 10 exons. The record is from RefSeq and is a predicted model, not a curated record. NCBI's taxonomy places the organism in Eukaryota, Metazoa, Arthropoda, Insecta, Hemiptera, Cicadellidae. Gene Ontology annotation, cellular component: Golgi apparatus. The coding region runs from base 232 to 1521 and encodes 429 amino acids.
UCGAAAUCGCACCAAGAUUCAUGGUGUCUGUCUGGUGUCAAUUUAAUUUCCUAAUUUGGCUGUAGGCUCUGAGUAGUUCAUCUUUAAACCUUUUACUACUGUCCAGAAAUAUAUUUCGAUUUGUUAUAUUGAAAUAACAUGAUAUAAUUUUAAUGGGUGUAAUAAGUUCAAUCUGGUUUGAAUGAAUAGUUUUGAUAUUGAAGCUGACGACAGUAAAUACCUCAACUAGGAAUGAACGGUCCACGAUCGAGAUCAGCGGCACAUGGAGAUCCCUUGGGGAGAUGGGCGGAUCAUCAUUCUCACAGACAGAACUCCACUGUAAGCAAGAUGCAAUAUCACUUCUGGGUCACGAAGCAGACUGUGUCGCGUAAGCUGGGCAAGAAGGAAGAUGACUGCAUUGUGGCCAGCGAUGCUGAACUGGACGCCAAACUGGAGUUGUUUCUCAGCAUCCAACUCAGCUGUGCUCAGCUGCUCAAGAUACUGGAUGAAUACCAGAAAAAGAGCAACUCCUUAGCCUAUGAAGAAAACUCGAUGGGUCGGUUUUUAAAAGAAUCAGCAAAACUUGAUGACAAAACAGAAGCUGGAAAAAUGAUGGCUGUUGUUGGGAAAACCCUCUCAACAACCGGACAACAACGACUUGCCUUCCAGGACCCUCUGAGAGCUUUGCAAAAGAAAGUGGAGUCGUUCCAAGCCCAUGCCAUUGCAGACACGUUCCAUACAAUCCAGGAGAUGGAGAAGACAAGGACCAAGUACCGAGCUGUCCUUAACUGGAUGAAGGAUGUCUCCAAACAACUUGAUCCCGAAAACCUCAGUCUCAUGGACAAGCACAGGAAGGUUCAAGAUCAUGUGAAACAAAGUCGAGCAGAGUUUGAGCGACAAAAACUUGACUGCUUACAAAAGGUAGACCUACUGGCAGCAGCGAGAUGUAACAUGUUCUCACGAGAACUCAUCCAGUACGAGAACACUCUCAAGACCUUUGCUACCAAAUGUGUGACAAUGUUUAACAAUAUCAGUACUACAUUCCCUAGUCAUCCACAGUACAAAUUUUCAGACGUUAAAGAACUAGUAGAGGAAGAGAAACCAGCAAAGAUAGAGACAGAUGAAAAUGACGACACAUUACUAUCGUUAGACGAGUCUGAGGCGGACACAGUGGUGAGGAAAGUAGAAGAAGUCGAAGGAAGUAAAGAAGUAAGAAAAUCAGAAUCAAGUGAAAAUGGAGAGGGAGUGCUCUUGGCGGAUCUUCUAACAGACGCUCUCCCUGACAACCAGCUUUUGCCGAGUCAACUGUUAGCCCAACUGUCGACUGAAUCUUCAUUUUCAUCUCAGUUUCCUCCCCCAGCUCCAUCAAACCAGCCUCUUCUCAUGUCAAGUUUGUCUAACAAUAACCAACCUAAGAUGCCUAUCAGGAGUCUGGAUCAAGUCCCCAACAAACCUUGGCUGGAUUUGUUUGCUGAGUUGGACCCACUCUCCGACCCAGAUGCCAUCGACAAGAAGACAGACGCUCAGGACAGAAACUGCUAACCUUACCAAAGUCAAAUAUUACAAUUUAUUUCUCAUUUAUAUGUCAUUGCUUACGGUAUUGUAUAGAGAAAGUAUUAAAUUUCGUUUAUUGUUUCGCUUUUGUGCUAAAAAUGUCUAUAAUUAUACUUGUACUUAACUUUGAUUGUGUACAAAAGGUUGAUAUAUAAAUCUUGUAUACUUUUGGGAUGAAAAGUUGUACUUAAUGCAAGGGAAAUAUUUUGAAUUGUUAGUAUUAUAAAUAUUUUUUUAAUAGAGGUUUCUCUCCUUGAAUUUGGUUUUCAAACAUUCCAUCCAGUGAAAUAUUGUUUUAAAUUUACUUAUGACAAUAAUACUGAGGAGUUAAGUGCAAUCAAUUGAAAUAGUUUUGUCGUUAAUAAUGGUAUUUAUUGUUAGUAUAAUUUUUAAUACACAGGGUGAUUGAUAUAAGUGUGCCAGCUGUUUUAUUCUAAAGUUAUAUAAGACUAGCUGUAACCCGCGGAUUAUCUCGUUCGCAUGGCUCAAUCACGUCCUGGUUGAAGUUUGUUCGCUACGCUCACUCACCUUUAGGUUGGAGCUCGUUCGCUACGCUCACUCACCUUUUGGUUGCAAAUUAGCUGUUGUCAUAAAUGUAAAAGAAAUUUAAUAAUAGUGCUGCACCCUGUUGGUAAUCCUUGUAACUUUAAUGCUAUUGAACAUCAUAGAACAGAACCAACUUGUUUAAUUGAAACAGCUGUUAAGAUUCAAUAAUUCCAUUUAUCAUAAGGUUAACAUGGGAAACUCCUGAGCCACUGGGGCGAAGCCCGAAAGGAUUUUUGAAAUAAGAAUAUGCCUAUAUGUUAAUCGGGAAUGUGAGCUAUCAUCAUGCCAAAUUUCAGCCCAAUCCGUCCAGUAUUUUUCGCGUUCACUUGUCACAAACAUACAUCCAUACAUCCAUACAUCCAUACAUCCAAACUUUCUCAUUUAUAAUAUUAGUAGGAAGUAGGAUAUCAAAAAAUGUUAAAAUGUAACUGCCUUGGAUUUUUUAUUUUUUUAUUUGGUCAAGUUGAAAAAAAUAAUUUUAGCUGCCAUUUUUCCAAUAUGUCCGAUGACUUUGAUUUGUCUUAUGAAAGACCUAUAUUUUCUGAUUUUUUUUAUGAAGUAAAUGUCAUUUGCAAUUUUAAGACUUAUUUACUUUUAGCAUUUUCUCUCUAAACUUACUCGUAUAGGAGCUACAUGGUGCAGAAUGUACUGUACACCGCAAGUCAUUUUUCUUAGUUUUAUUUAACACACUGUAACUCCUAAAUGAGUAGCUUUAGAGAACAAAUGCCAAGAAUAAAAACGUUUUUAAAUGGCAUUUACUUUCUAAAAAAAAAUCAUAAAAUAUGGGGUCUUUUAUAAGAAAAAUCAAAAUUGAAGGCCAUGUUGAAAAAAUGGCAGCUAAAUAUUUUUUAGCUAACUUCUUAAAUUUAAUAGCUUAACUUGACCAACAUUUAAAAAAUAAAAAACCCAAGGCAGUUACAAUUUAAUUAUUUUUUUUAUCUCUUAUAACUUUCAAAUAAAACGACUGGCACACUUAUAUCAAUCACCCUGAAUGUGCAGAUCAUGCAAAUAAACCUUUCCUGCAAGUUAUGUUAAGACAGUAAACAUAAUGGUAUGCGAGGUCAGCUUAUUAAUCAUUUGUUAGUCAUUAUUUAAUGUAUCUAUAUUUAAAAUGUCUGCCACUGCUUACCUAAACACUUUCAAAUUCUAGAAGAUGUUCUUAAUACAAGAAUAAUUGCUUUUGUUUCAUUUGAUUAACUCACACUGAAGGUUUGUUUGCAUCAAUUGUGUUUCUGCUGCACACAUGUUGUGUUUUAAACACUGUCUUGUUCAAUGUGUUUUUAAAAUAGUAUUUAAUGAGUUAUUUAUUUUUAAGUUUUAAAGAAGUUUACAGCUCUACGUAUUCAGGUCAAAGAACUAUUUUAGUAUAUUUUCCAGGGAACUUAUUAGUUUUAAUUUUAAUCCAACAUUUAGUAGGAAUCUUGUAUGCGACAUGUAAAAACAGGAGGUGUGAACUAGCAACAUCUCAUGCUUUCCACGUUUGGACAUAACCAACUAACAGUAGGGUUGGCUGUUUGAGUUAUCUGUGCAAAACACAAGAAAACAUUUUGCCAGAAAUUUGAGACUUUUUCAGAUAUAAAGUAAAGAUGUAAUUUUAUGCACAAGUCUCAAAAUUUAAAUCUUAACUUUUCGAUGCAAAAUUGUAACGAAAACGUAUAGGCUAAUGUACUUAUAGUUUGUUUCAUACAAUCAUUAUUUGGGUGUAAUAUUACAGUGAAGUCCCGCAAACUCGGCACUCGAUAACCCGACAGUCUGGAUAAUGCGGCCAUCACCUGGCUCAGAAAAUUAGGGAUUUUUUGAUUCCGAGUUAAACAUAGACUCAAGCCAGCUCAAGUCAAAUCAUUCGCAACUCGUACCAAGGAUUUGUUGUAGGCAUAUCUGAUGACUUAAUACUGACUUGUAAUAUAAAUAUAAAUAUAAAAGGCGGUUAAAGAGCUUACACAAUUUUUUCUUAUUUUAACCCUAGUUCCCGAUAACCCGGCAUUUCACAAACUCGGCACCCUUUCAGUCCACAUUAUGCCGAGUUUGCGGGACUCUACUGUAAAUGAAUUGUAAUAUAUUAUUAUAUAGCUGGAGUAAUAUGGAAGAUAUCUGUAGAGCAGAUUUACUACUUUAAUAAUUACUUCAUUCCAAAGACAUUAACCAUAAGAGAGUUAUUAUAUCAUUGAGUAUAUAACGUUAUUGUAGGUGUAAGAUAUGUUUUCUUUACUGUGGACAGAAAGGCCUAAAUAUGAAGGAUCCUAUUCCAAUUUGUGGUCAUAGUAAACAAUUCCUCGAAGCCCUAUGUAUUCUUAAAAUUAGAGAUUGAAAUUUUUUGCUGGAUUAAUAAAUGUGGUUAAUUUCAAAGCAUUGUUCAAUAAGGUGGUAGAUGAUACAUAAAUCUAGAUAGACUAAAAAGGUAAGGCUGUUUCACUCACAACUUUUCCUAUUACCUUUUCCCCUUUUAAGGUAAAAACAAUUCAAUUAAUAAAACAAUUCCCCUAUACUUUUUUUCUGUUAUUGAAGAGAUUACUGCAGACAUUCCUCGCUCUUAAAAACACUAUUCCACAAUCAUAAUAAAUCAUUAACAUAAAUUAUUCUUUAUCUCCAAAUAUGAACUUACCUCAGGAACAAAACAACUUCUAUACGGAACUGACUUCCAUGUUAGUGUAUGUACUUAUAUUGCAGACACCCAAUACCCACACUUUAAAUUGUUCUUCUGUUCUCUUUACCUUGUAAAACCACUAACAUACUCAAGAAAUCAUCCAAGUUCACUAAGUCGGUACUGAAGUAUAUCAUUAAGAAAAGCCUGUGUGGCCUUUUUAAGUCUGUCUAGAAGCAUUAAGGCAAAAACUUUUUUGUCUGGAGUUUCAUUUCAUCGAUACAGUUUUAAUUAAAACUGAUAUUAAUAAUAUCUGUGUACCAAUUUUGGUCAUUGUCUCCAGUUUGACAUGUAAAUAUCCUUAUAAGUAUCUACUUAGGGGUAACUAUUUAAUUCUCUAGUAAUAUUUUUGAUUUUUAGUAAUAUGGUAGGUUAGUGUUUGUUUAUAGCAAAUAUAUAUUAAGGUGCGUUUCCUUUUAAGCUAGGUAAUUUAAUUACUGAAUCGGUUGUUUACACUAGCUAUUGUAUUUUCUUAAACAAAUGUAAAUCGAAAACAAAGAACAUAAAAAGUUAUGGAGCUGAUAAUUAUUCUAGACCAAUUUAAGCACUAGGAAUUUCAGAUAUGAUUUAGUAUGAUCAAAAAGCAUUAAACCUAAAGAAAUUAUAAGACCUAAAAACUUGUGUGUUUCAUGACUACGUAUGGUGUUCAUUUAACUUUUUUCAAAGUUAAGCACUUGCUAUUUAGUACUUUUGGGGGACUUCCUUCGCAUCACUUUUAGUGUAAAUUCUUGGUUACUUUUAAACUUAAUUACCUCAAAGAUACUCUCAAACCAAAAAUCACCACACCAGAUUGCCUUGAUUAGGUAGCCUCUACCAAAUUAAAUCCAAAAUAUAUUUAUUCCCUUU